Messenger RNA from Penicillium paradoxum, 1239 nucleotides. Its product is annotated as dimethyladenosine transferase. Gene Ontology annotation, biological process: rRNA methylation. Gene Ontology annotation, cellular component: mitochondrial matrix. The record is from RefSeq and is a predicted model, not a curated record. NCBI's taxonomy places the organism in Eukaryota, Fungi, Ascomycota, Eurotiomycetes, Eurotiales, Aspergillaceae. Bases 1 to 1239 code for a protein of 412 amino acids. The transcript has 4 exons. Gene Ontology annotation, molecular function: rRNA (adenine-N6,N6-)-dimethyltransferase activity.
AUGCCUAAGGUCAACAAGCCCAAGCGCAAUAGCGCUUCACAGGGCAUGUCAGAUGCUGCUGCCAAGACAAAAGCUGCUCACAGUAUCUUCAAGAUGAACACUGAUAUUGGCCAGCACGUUCUGAAGAACCCUGGUAUUGCUGCUGCUAUUGUGGACAAGGCCGAGCUCAAGCAAAGCGAUAUCGUCCUUGAAAUUGGUCCUGGUACUGGUAACUUGACAGCCAAGAUUUUGGAAAAGGCGAAGAAGUGCAUUGCCGUGGAAUUGGAUCCUCGCAUGGCCGCAGAAGUCACCAAGCGUUUCCAGUCCACUCCAUACCAAAAGCGCCUGGAGGUCAUUCUUGGAGAUGUGAUGAAGACGGAGCUCCCAUACUUCGAUGUCUGCAUCAGCAACACUCCUUACCAGAUCUCUUCUCCUCUCACAUUCAAGCUCCUUGCUACAAACCCUGCUCCUCGUUCUUGUGUUCUCAUGUAUGUUCUCGCCGGCAAAGCUGCAACUUCCCCCUCGUUAUAUGCCAUUGGAAACUUACACGCGAACUCUCCAUACAGGUUCCAGCGCGAAUUCGCUCUGCGGUUAUUUGCCAAGCCCGGCGACAAGCUUUACAGUCGACUCUCAGUUAACGCUCAGAUGUGGGCCAAGAUCGAUCACAUUAUGAAGGUUGGCAAGAACAACUUCAAGCCGCCUCCACAGGUCGAGUCCAGCGUCAUUCGGAUGGUCCCCAAGAACCCUCGGCCACAGAUCAACUACGAAGAGUGGGAUGGUCUUCUGCGGAUUGUCUUUGUGCGUAAGAACAAAACUCUUCGGUCCAGUUUCAUUGGUACAUCAAGCAUCAUGGAAUUGCUCGAAGCAAACUAUCGGACAUGGUGUGCCCAAAACGACAUUCCUGUUGAGGAUGGCCCGGUUGAAGUCGCCAAUGACGAUGCGAUGGCAAUGGAUAUGGGUGAUGAGGAGGAGCAGCAAGAACAGGCUGCCGAGGAGCCGGCUGACGAGGUCAUGGAAAUGGAUGACGAUGAUGUUCCUGAUUUCUUCAAGGAGGAAACCAAUGCCCGCCUUGAGGCAGCGCUCAAGAAUGGUGCUUCACGCAAGAAGCGUGGGAAGGUUGCAGAGCUAGUCCGUGAAAAGGUGCGCCAGGUCUUGGAGGACGAUACUGACCUUGGAGAGAGGCGCGCAAGAAUGUGUGACGAGAAUGAUUUCUUGAAGUUGCUGUGGGCAUUCAACCAGAAGGGCAUUCAUUUCAACUGA